Molecule: messenger RNA, 2772 nt
Organism: Mobula hypostoma (lesser devil ray)
Lineage: Eukaryota; Metazoa; Chordata; Chondrichthyes; Myliobatiformes; Myliobatidae
Gene: irg1l
Product: immunoresponsive gene 1, like
Exons: 6
Coding region: 96-1577 (493 amino acids)
Biological process (GO): defense response
Cellular component (GO): mitochondrion
Molecular function (GO): aconitate decarboxylase activity
Source: RefSeq, a predicted model, not a curated record
GAACAAUUCAAGAGUCCGGAAUUGGACUCCCAAGUUAAAUAUUUUCCGAGCAGUAGCAACGCUUAAGAGAGAGCGAGAGAGAGAGAGAGAGCAGAAUGCUUCCAGAAUUGCAGAAGAUGCAGUCUUCCUUAACAGUUGGAUUGAGGGCGUACCACAAAAUAUCACAGAAAGCUUUCGAUGCACUGGACUUGAAAGAGACGGUAACAAGCAGCUUCGGCUCGUUUGUUUCGGGGGUUAAAGCCGAACAUCUCUCAGACGUGGUUCUACAUAGGAGUAAGCGUAUGAUUCUGGAUAACAUUGGAGUUGGGCUCCUGGGGAGCACCAGUCAUGUUUUUGACAUUUGCCUGAAUUACUGCCGGCAUAUGUUUGCCCAAGACCCGGUGAGCUCAGUGUAUGGACGUAGUGGUUUAAAACUUUCCCCUACUCUAGCUGCGUUCGCCAAUGGAGUCGCGGUCCACUCCAUGGACUUCGACGACACCUGGCAUCCCGCCACUCACCCAUCGGGGGCUGUGCUGCCUGCUCUCCUGGCUGCCGCCCAGAUGCUGCCUGUUAACUCCAAACCCAGUGGUCUCGACUUGCUACUGGCCUUCAAUGUGGGUAUUGAAAUUCAGGGCCGGUUACUGCGCUUCUCUCAGGAAGCACACAACAUUCCCAAGAGGUUCCACCCUCCGAGUGUUGUGGGGACAAUGGGUAGUGCUGCAGCUAUUGCUAAAUUUCUAAAACUUAAUCCCAAGCAAUGUGUUAAUGCCCUGGCUAUUGCAGCGUCACUUGCAGGGGCACCAAUGGCCAAUGCAGCUACCCAGGCAAAACCCAUUCAUAUUGGCAAUGCUGCACGGCUGGGCUUUGAGGCAGCUCUCCUGGCCUCUAAAGGAAUGGCGGGUAGUGCUGCAAUUCUAGAUGAUACCCCUGGCUGUUUUGGGUUUUCUGCUUUCUAUGGUGAUUAUCACCCUCAAGAGAUACCAUCUCUUGAGCAGACAUGCUUCUUGCUAGAAGAGCAAGACAUGGCAUUUAAGCGCUUCCCAGCUCAUCUGGGCAUGCACUGGGUGGUCGACGCUGCUGUCUCUGUGAGGCAAUUAGCGACUGUCAAUGAAGGUGUUUCUCCCUCCUCCAUGAUCAAGAAGAUCAUUCUGCGUGUCCCUGCUUCCCGGUACAUCAACAGACCAUUCCCAAAGACAGAACACGAGGCUCGUCAUUCCUUCCAGUUCAAUGCCUGCUCUGCAUUGUUGGAUGGAGAUGUGAGCAUUGACUCAUUCAGUGAAAGCAAACUGCAGCGAGCUGAUCUCAGUGAGUUACUGAACAAAGUGGAGCUCCAGCAUCCUGAAGAUAACUUGGCCAGCUUUGAGAAGAUGUAUGGAGAAGUAGUUUUGGUCCUGAAGAACGAUGACAUUCUCCGUGGAAGAUGUGACACCUUUUACGGACAUUGGAGAAACCCUCUGUCCAGAGAAUCCCUGGUCAGGAAAUUCAAAAAUAAUGCAUCAUAUGUGCUGCAGCAGGACAAUAUAGAAGCUAUCAUUGAAUCAGUUGAAAACCUUGAAAAUAUGAAAGAUUGUUCCACAUUAAGUUCUUAUUUGGAGUGAAAAAGAUUAAUUUUUACUGAUCUCUAAGAGUGAUUUUAGCAUGCUCCUCAUGGGUUUUCAUGGGUGAAAUGUAAUCUGUGUUGAAAUGAUUGAAACUUCUGGUGUCACUGAGUGUAAAAUUGAUGACAUCCCCAGUGUGAAGGUGCAACACAGGAAACUCGAUUCCACUGAGUGAAGCAACACACAUCAAAGUUGCUCGACGAAGGGUCUCGGCCUGAAACGUUGACUGUACCUCUUCCUAGAGAUGCUGCCUAGCCUGCUGCAUUCACCAGCAACUUUGAUGUGUGUUGCUUGAAUUUCCAGCAUCUGCAGAAUUCCUGUCGUUUGCGUCCACUGAGUGAAGGUGCCUGUGACACUGGAUUGUUACCAGGGAACCGGAAGCAGAGUCUUUGUAUUCUUAACACAUCAAACUGGGCAGGAGUGCAGAGUUGUAGUUAGUGAGAUAACCCAAGUACUGCCUCUUUGGAAAUCCCACCACUUCCAUGAUGAUAGUAGCCUUGCUGCCAGCUAUCCCAAUCCGAUACUGGUUUGGAUUCAUACUGUAAGUUGCAUCAUAGUCCAUAUUUAGUAUAUAGUCCACGUUUUAAUAGGGAAUUGGGUAAUAGUUGCGUAGUGUUUAACACAACACUUUACAGUAUCAGCGACCCAGUUUCAAUUCACGCCGCUGCCUGUAAGGUGUUUGUGCAUUCUCCCCGUGACCGCAUAGGUUUCCUCUGGGUACCCCCACAGUCAAAAGAUGUACUGGUUAGUAGGUUAAUUGGUCAUUAUAAUUUGUUCCAUAAUUAGGCUAUGGUUAAAUCAGGGGCUGCUGGGCGGCAUGUCUCGAAGGAGCAACUCCAUGUUCAACCCUAAUAAAUAAAAAAAUAAAUGACAUCUGUAAUCUGUCCAUUCUCAAAGACAUGGUUUCUAUCGGCCUAAAGAGAUAGCGAGUUUAGAAUUCUCAGAUCACCCAUGGCCAACACUAUGUAUACUUACUUUCCACCAUUAUGAAUGUAUCCUUAACUGUCCUACAACUGGAAGGUGGAAAAACCAAGUGAAUCUGGAUUAUGCUAAAAAUAAUUGGCUACUUUCAAACUUGAGAGCUAAUCCUAUCACAAGAGCUUCAGGCAUUGUAUUUGUAAAUUAUUUCCCUGAAUCGACAUGGUGCUAAUAAAGGUUGUAAUAAUCUAUUUCAUGAACAUAAUUGUUAAAAGAU